Pyricularia oryzae 70-15 is the source of this 366-nucleotide messenger RNA. RefSeq lists its product as uncharacterized. The transcript has a single exon. The annotation marks the transcript as partial. Lineage: Eukaryota; Fungi; Ascomycota; Sordariomycetes; Magnaporthales; Pyriculariaceae. Gene Ontology annotation, molecular function: protein binding. The record is from RefSeq and is a predicted model, not a curated record.
UGUGGGGAAAUAGACUUCACGAUUUUCACCCGGGCCGUGGAGGUGGUUUACGCCAAAGGCAUCCCGGCAGGCUCCAUCAAAGCCAUCUGGACUUUCCUGGGCAAAGACGACAAGGGGAACCUCGAAGGGAUGGAAUUCGUAGUAGCCAUGCACCUGACUGAUAAAUAUUAUUCCACGCCCAGCUCUCUGCCCCUAAUAUUGACGCAGCUGUUCAGCACAGACGCCUUGGCCGCACUCUUUCUGUAUGCACUGCAUGGCGCGACAUGGCCCACGAUGGCCCGGCGCUCUAGAGCCAUCGCGGCUCGGGACACGUUCACUUCCGCUUUGGUCCCCGGGCCUCCCGGUAGACUUCAGUCAGUCUCUUAG